Molecule: messenger RNA, 1627 nt
Organism: Aureobasidium vineae
Lineage: Eukaryota; Fungi; Ascomycota; Dothideomycetes; Dothideales; Saccotheciaceae
Source: the annotation of a GenBank genome assembly
UCCAUUUGUUACUGCUAUGGGUUUCACAACAGCUUGGAAGAGGCUUUCGCCUACUCAACUCAACAUUGCUAUCCAGACGUUUGCUUUGAUUUCUAUUUUCUUCGAAGGCUAUGAUCAGGGUGUUAUGGGUGGUGUCAAUGCAUCGCCAAACUACAUCAGCGAAGUCAAGAUUGGUCUACCAGAUGGUACAGUAACGAACACCACCAAGCAGGGCGGCAUCGUCAGUAUUGUCUCUUGGUCUGGAGACAAGACCCAUGAGCUAACUAACCUCCAAAGUNACUAUCUUGGUGCCAUCGUCGGUUGUUUCGUCGGUGGGUGGGCAGCCGAUCGUAUCGGAAGAAUCAAUGGUCUCUUCUUCGCUGCAGUAUUUGCUCUCAUUGGAGGCGCCCUACAAGCUGCGACCCAGAGUGCCGAUUUCAUCCUCGUCGCCCGAGUAGUCACAGGUCUUGGAACAGGAGUCUCCGAAGUCUCGAGCGCAGAACACCGCGGCGGCUUCCUUGGCUACGUCUUCAUCGCAAACUACCUCGGUAUCUCUGUGGCCUACUGGCUGGACUUUGGCCUCUCCUUCGUCAACAAUGGAUACUCUGCUGUACGCUGGCGUUUCCUUCUCGGCUUCCAAUGUUUGCCUGCCCUGCUCCUUCUCGCGGGCAUAAAGAUGCUGCCAGAUUCUCCUCGCUAUCUAGCUUCCGUGGGCAGAAACGCCGAAGCGCGCGAAGUUCUUGAGCGUGUGCGUGGAGACGCUGACCCCGAAGCCGUGGAAAAGGAAUUCAAUGAGAUUGUCGCUAUGGCUGAAGAUACGAAACCCGCUUCUCCGAUUGAGUUCAUCAAAAUUAUGUUCGGGUUUGACAAGGACAAGGGUGCUCAUUUGGGUCGCAGAGCUUGGUUAUGCAUCUGGCUGCAGAUUAUGGCGAGUUGGACUGGUAUCACGGCUGUCACUGCUUAUAGUCCAGUCUUGCUGCGACAGGCCGGGUACAGUCAGAUCAAGCAGAACGGACUUGCAGGAGGCCUCAACACCAUCGGUAUUAUCGGCACCAUCAUCUCUGCGCAAAUCGUCGACAAAUUCGGCAGACGCAAGUGUUUGAUGUGGGGAGCUGCUGGCUUAUUUGCUGUGAACUUGAUCGCUGCCUCACUCUACGAAGCUUCCCGCCACGAUCCCGCAAAAGCAGCCAGCAUCGCGCCUGCAGCAGUCACCAUGCUCUUCCUCUUCAACCUCGUUUAUGCAUCCACUUGGGGCACAGUUGCCUUCUUGAUCCCCACAGAAAUCUUCCCCAGCAGAAUGCGAGCACAAGGCAAUGGUUUCGGCAUCACUGGUUGGGCGAUCGGUGUCGGCUGGACUGUUUUAGUCAACCCAAUCAUGUUUGAGAACAUCCAGAGUCGAACAUACUUUCUGUUUGCCGGUCUCAACUUCAUCUGGAUUGGUAUCGUCUGGCUACUUUAUCCCGAAACCGCAAACCGCUCACUUGAAUCCAUCGAAGCCAUGUUCACAACAUUGCCAUUUUAUUGGCAAAUGGAAAAAGCCUAUGCCGAGAACAAAGACAUGUUUGCUACCAGCAAGCAUGAAAUGGAAAGAGAUAGACUGUCAAAAGAAAAGGAGCUGGAAUGUUUGCACGAUGAAUUGCCACAUGUU